Frieseomelitta varia is the source of this 952-nucleotide messenger RNA. RefSeq names its product protein lethal(2)essential for life-like. The transcript has a single exon. The record is from RefSeq and is a predicted model, not a curated record. Gene Ontology annotation, biological process: protein refolding; response to heat. Gene Ontology annotation, molecular function: protein folding chaperone. The coding region runs from base 147 to 779 and encodes 210 amino acids. NCBI's taxonomy places the organism in Eukaryota, Metazoa, Arthropoda, Insecta, Hymenoptera, Apidae.
AAAGUUUCAGUUCAGCUGUAACAUUACCAAAGGGAAGCAUACUGCACUCUCUCUACUGUAUUUGCAUUUGUGCACGUGAAUUUUCACAACUUCUUCAAAUAUUGAAAGAGAAGAAUCACCAAAGAGUUUAAUCGAUCGAGUCAGCGAUGUCCUUAUUACCGUUAUUGUUCUCUGCUUGGUGGGCGAAUUUGGACCGUCUACAUCAACUCCAACUCCGGGAUCAAAAUUUUGGUAUGGGACUUUAUCCCGAACAAUUAGUGUUACCAAGCACGCUCGACACAAUAUAUCCAAGACUGGCGAAUAAAGAUGCUUUGGAUUUUUAUUAUUUACCAUUGGCUGAGCUUAUACGUCGUCGUGAAAGUGAUACGUCAACUAUCAUUGCAGAUAAAAAUAUGUUUAAGGUGAUGCUCGACGUGCAGCAAUUUAAGCCUGAAGAGAUUACCGUGAAACUUAUUAAUGGGUUCGUUGUGGUGGAAGCGAAACAUGAAGAGAAGAGAGAUCAACACGGUUUAAUUUCAAGACAAUUUGUAAGGAGAUACUUGUUACCUCAACGUGUGGAUGACGAGAAGCUGUCGUCGAACAUUUCCUCCGAUGGCAUAUUGACGAUCACGGCACCGUUGAAACCAACUGAAGAGAAAUCGAACGAGAGAACUAUCAAAAUUGAGUUUACAGGCAAACCUGCCAUUCGUACAACGACGGAGAAGACUGAAGACACCAAAAAGUCAAUUUCCACGGAAGAAAGUCGUGAGGAAACAACACAGGAGACCCCUGAGAAAUAAGACUUAAUUCCUUCUGUUUAUUAUGAUUUAUAUAAACGUAUAAUUUUACGAUUAGUUCCUUUUCCAAUGAUAGACUAAUAAUUAUUUAUUAUAAGUCCUUUUAAUAAGAAAUUCCAUUGUAAUUAUAUUUCUUUUUCAUAGUUUUUUAAUAAAGCAAAUUUUAAUAAAAUUUC